Westerdykella ornata is the source of this 1506-nucleotide messenger RNA. RefSeq lists its product as uncharacterized. The record is from RefSeq and is a predicted model, not a curated record. The transcript has 2 exons. NCBI's taxonomy places the organism in Eukaryota, Fungi, Ascomycota, Dothideomycetes, Pleosporales, Sporormiaceae. The coding region runs from base 1 to 1506 and encodes 501 amino acids.
AUGGCGCAACAGAGCACGGCGUCUCCAGCGAGAGAUGCAGAGGCAACAAACACUGAGGGCAUUGCCCUGGGUGGUCAGGAAACAAGAGCGAGCAGCCCACAGGUCAAGAAAGUCGCAAUAGUAUCAGCACUGCGCGAGGCGGUUGAGCCAUGUCUGCCGUCGAAACCCACCACAGGAGUUCGGAAACGACGCCGCUCUGUACUUCCGGAGCAUACUUGCGCUAUGUGUCCUGGAGAGGGCAGCAUCAAAUGCGGUAAAUGUGAGUUAGUGAGGUAUUGCUCCGAGGAAUGCCAGGAGAACGAUGCACAAGUCCAUACAAUGCUUUGCGAAUCUUUAGCCUCGUUUGAAACCCCACCGAGCGAGUCGCACCGGCGAGCGAUCGUAUUUGACGAGAAUCCGGAAAAUGCGACAGCACGCUUCAUAUGGCUAAGGGUCCAUCGCAAUGUGGAUGAAGACGGUAGUGAAUAUGACCAGCCUAAUUUGGGGGAGUUCUUGAAAAGCAAGGAUGGAAGGGUUCGGAGCACUAUCACGAAGAAUCAUGUCUUGUGGCGUCCUCUGAGCCACUCUAUCCACAUUGAGCACUACCUGCCAAAUGCGCAUGGUUGGGAUGAGAAUAGUGCCGUAUCUAAAGUUGUUGACUGUCGAUACACACCACGAAAUACCUGGAUUAGCACCAUCCUGGUCUAUGCAACAGAGCCAAACUCAAGGGAGCUCCCAAAAAUCCAACACUUGGGUCCACAAGACUUCAGGUCUAUUGUGGAUUUCCUGAACACAAGCAAGAGUUGCGCACUGGCUUCCGACAUUCGAUACUUCGGAAAGACUGUUCAAGGAGUAAGACUCAACUGCAAGGGGGACAUGGCGGAACCGGCUGCUCGCCCUGCCAUCGAAGCAGUGCAGGUCCCGCUGACACACUGUCUCUUCGAUGACUCGGUGCUUCUUCCUAUCCCGUCCAAGUUGGACCUCCCAAUUCUGGCUGCACGGUGCCUUCGCAAACCCGAAUAUGAAAAGGACAUUGAGCUGUAUAAAGGUGCCGGAGCGCUGAGCCAAUCCUGGCUCCUUGAAAGGGACGAACGCCGCGCAACGACUUCCAUCCUCCCCCUAGAUCACCAUUCCAGGAGAGCAUACUAUCAAGGGACUCUCGUACUGGCACGCCAGGAUCAGAAACCUCUCUUUCCUGAACACAUCGAAGCUCUAUGGCGGUACGUUAAGUAUUUCCUAGAGCCCAUGAUGGCGGAUGCAUCAAGCAUCCACGCCGACGAGGAUGCCAGAGAAAAUGUCCAAAAAGAGAUAACGACUGAAAAAUUCCAACUGUACUAUCGGCAUUUUCAAACCUUCCAAGACACCGAGGACGAAAGGAAGAAACCUUCGCCGUACGAUGUUGUAAGAAAGAAGGGGAGUCUGAAACGGAAAAGCUCGGGAUCCUUCUUCAACGAUCCAAAGCGUGCCAAGUGGUCGUGGAGUAGCGAAACAGAAGAUGCAGAACCAAUGGAGGAAGAGGAGUUGUAG